Hibiscus syriacus is the source of this 705-nucleotide messenger RNA. RefSeq lists its product as uncharacterized. Lineage: Eukaryota; Viridiplantae; Streptophyta; Magnoliopsida; Malvales; Malvaceae. The transcript is spliced from 3 exons. Bases 1 to 705 code for a protein of 234 amino acids. The record is from RefSeq and is a predicted model, not a curated record.
AUGAAUAUAGAAAAAAAGUUGAAAGGGUUAGAAGCUCUUGAAUUUAAGGGUGAAGUUGAGGAAGGUCUUGUUACUGUGAACAUUUGGCUUAACGAUGUUAAAAUCGUGUUGGAGGGUCUCCACUGUUCUGAAAUGGAGAAGUUAGAUGGAGUGGUCUCUUUGCUACGAGGGCAUGCUCGGCAAGGGAAUCGUACCGUGUAUAACUACGAGUGCGAUUUUAAUAAACUGAGUAGAUUUUCUACAGAGCUAGUUCUGAUUGAAAAGGAUGCAUGUGAUUGGUUUGUUGAGGGUUUGUGCCCCAGACUAAAGGAGUUGUUGAUAGUUUUGAAUCUGUCAUCAUUCCAAGAAGUGGCCAAUUGUGCUAAAACUCUAGAGAGAGCUCAGAAUGAGAGUGAAAGAUUUAAUCCAUUAACUAACGUUAUAUCAGAGAUGUCGGCUAAAAAGUUAUUGUUACAAGGAUGUCUGACUUUCAUUGCUAACAUGAUUAACACUCGAGUUAAGGAGAAAGGAUUAGAGGACAUUCCGACGGUCCAGGAAUUUCCAUACGUAUUUCUAUUUGAGUUACCGAGAUUACCUCCUGAUAGGGAUAUUGAGUUUCAAAUUGAGGUAAUGCCUAGAACUGCACCAAUUGCAAUGUCUUCGUACAUAAUGGCCCUGAAGAAGCUAAACGAGCUAAAGAUUCAGUUGCAGAAGUUAUUGGAUUAG